Molecule: messenger RNA, 2740 nt
Organism: Solanum lycopersicum (tomato)
Lineage: Eukaryota; Viridiplantae; Streptophyta; Magnoliopsida; Solanales; Solanaceae
Source: RefSeq, a predicted model, not a curated record
CUGAAUUUUGUAUUUUACUUCUUUGUGAUGCCUUAAAUGAGACUUAAGGUCAGGAUUCACUAUUCCUUUCAAAUCUAUAUUUAAAAGUUAAAAACAUGUCAACUGAGAUAAAUGGACAUUUACAUAGACACAUUGUGUGCCUUCUUUGUUCGACUUUGGUGGUGUUUCCUAAUUUAUAUUCCCUUCCCAGAAGAAAGUUCAUCUGAAUCAUCAUCAUCGUCGUCGUCAGAGGGAGAAGAAGAAGAAGGAGAAGAAGAAGAAGCAGCAGCGGCAGCAGAAGGAGGAGAAGAAGAAAUAGUGUAAUAAACAUGGCUUUCUGCCCUUCACUAUCUUCAAAGAAGACUUCAAUUUGUUAUCUCUGGGAGAUUGAGGGCAUAAUUAACUAUUGUAAUAGACGUUGUUUCCUAUAUGCAUUUUGAAUUAAAAAAACUAUUUCUUUCUUUAUAUUUGCACAUUUCAGUUGAUGAAUUGCAAUAUAAUAAAUAAAUUUAGCAACGGGCGGGGAAGAUAUCUGCUAAUUAUACCAUUCAAAAUUUGCAUUGUUAGUCAAGCAUCGUCAGAUGUAACUGGAUUUAUGUUGGUUAUAUUUAUAGUUAAUCAACCUCCAAGCAUACUUAAGGCUUAAUAUUAUUCCAUCUUAAUAGGAUAUUAAUGUUCCAAAUCUUUAAUAUAAUAAUGUCAAAACUUUGUUAUCUCAAUAUUCUGCUUAGUAAAAUGAAACUGUGAGUGAACGGACAUAGUAUUGAAGUGUAGGUAAUUUGAUGUUUCAAAACAGUGAGAAACUGGUAGUAAUGUUACAACUUUGAAACGGCUACUAGAUAUAUGUAUAAACCAUGAGAAUUUGAUAAAGCAAAUUCAUGCUCAAUCCAUCACAUUGGGUCUCUUAACCCAAUCUCAUCAAUCUUUUGCCUGCAAAUUGCUUAACAUAUAUGCCAAACUGAACAAACCAGUUGCUGCCCAUUAGGUGUUUGAUCAAAUUCCCCAACCAGAUAUUGUCUCCUGGAGUUGUCUUUUGUCUCUGUAUUUGCAAUUACAACAGCCCACUAAAGCGUUUUAUCUGUUCACUAGCUUACUGGUUUCAACUUCUUUAAAACCUGAUUCGCAUUCCAUUGUUGCAGCACUCUCAGCUUGUGCCCGCACGGGAGACCUGUGUAAUGGCAAAACGGUGCAUGCUAUGGUCUAUAAAUUUCUUAAUCGACCUGAACCUAUUGUGGAUAAUGCUCUGAUCGAUAUGUAUAAGCCGCACGGAGAGAAUCUUGUUGGUUCGACGUGUAUUCGAUAGUAUGCAUGUUAAGGAUAUAGCUACUUGGACUAGUUUGCUCAAUGGGUUUGUAGUUUCUGGGGAAAUCGAGUCUGCUUGGAAGUUGUUUGAGGAAAUGUCCUACAGGAAUGCCAUCUCGUGGACUGUGAUGAUUGUGGGAUGUGUACGUGGUAAAGAACCGGUUUGGGCAUUGGAACUGUUUAAGAGAAUGAGGGAGGAAGGUGAUGAUAGCCUGACCUCAAUUACAAUAGUUGCUGUGUUAUCUGGUUGUGCUGAUAUUGGAGCUCUGGAUUUUGGAAGGUCUAUUCAUGGAUAUGUAAACAAUACCAGCUGGUUCUGCUAUGGAUGUUGGCGUAAAUAAUGCCCUGAUUGAUAUGUAUGCUAAAAGUGGGGAUCUUGAUUUUGCUAUGAUGAUUUUUAGGGGAAUGAUAAAGAAGGAUGCUUUCUCGUGGACUAGUAUGAUUUUAGGAUUGGCACUUCACAGUAGAGGAAGAAAUGCCCUCGAGUUUUUUGAUGAGAUGUUGGAAUCUGGUGUGACUGCAAAUGAGAUUACUUACCUCUCAGUUCUAUCUGCUUGUAGCCAUGCUGGAUUAGUUAACAAGGGCAAAGAAUUAUUCAACCGGCUGAAGAAUGAUGUUAGUUGUGCAACUAAGAUAGAACAUUAUGGAUGUCUGGUGGACCUCCUUGGCCGUGCUGGUCAUUUGGAUGAAGCAGUGCGGUUAAUUCAACAAAUGCCAAUGAAACCAGAUGCUGUCAUAUGGAGAUCACUUCUGAGUGCUUCUGUCAUGAAUAGAAAUUUGGAAUUAGCUGAAAUGGCUGCCGGGAAAGCACUUGAACUAGAACCUCACGAUGACGGGGUGUAUGUACUACUAUGGAAUUUGUACAACUCUGGUAAUAUGUUGGAACAUGCUUCCAGGACUGUGAAGAUGAUGAGAGAUCAAAGAAUCAAGAAAAAGCCUGGUUGUAGUUGGAUUGAAAUUAACGGAAUUCUUCAUGAAUUUAUGGCCGAACCUUCCAGACAACAUGUCUAUGAUGGUAUUUACAGGGUGUUAGAUACAAUUCUAAAGCAAUCAAAACUUUUUGCAGAAGCUCUUGAAAAAGUCACAAACUUCUGGUGCAAGGUAAGGACAUAUCAACUAAUCUUUUUCUUAAUCAAGAGUUGGGCUGACUAACCAGAACUGUUCUAUUUGAGUCAACUCCCCAUCUUUUCUCUGUAAAUUCACUGAUUCAAUAUAGGAUAUACUGGAGUUCCUAUAUUUCUCAUUCCACAUGAAAGACCCCUUUCUCACAUCAGGGGAUGGAUCCUUUGGUCUUCUUAUAUGGACUUGGGAAAUGUUCCCCGCUUUUGAGGUUGAGUUAGCCCUGGUGCGCUAUAUCUAUCACCCCUGUCAUAUAUUUGAUGCAGCACUUGUUCGAACAGAUGUAAUCGUAAUUAUAUUCUAAUAUUUUCUUGAAGAUUAGGCACUUUCUACUCCUCAA